UGUGGGGUACUGGCGGAAGCGGUUCGCUGGCGCCGGGCGGAAGUGGGGCGGUGGCGGCAGCGGACCCGGGGCCAUGGAGGAGCCCGGCCCCGGUCCGGCCGCGCAGAGCCCGGCGGAGCGCAGCGCCCCGGGAGCGGAAGGGGAGCCCCUCCGUGGUCCCUACACGGCCUUCAUGAAGUCACACCGCUGCUACGACCUCAUCCCCACCAGCUCCAAACUCGUCGUCUUCGACACCUCCCUGCAGGUGAAGAAGGCUUUCUUUGCACUGGUCACCAAUGGUGUGCGGGCAGCUCCGCUGUGGGACAGCAAAAAGCAGAGCUUUGUGGGCAUGCUGACCAUCACCGACUUCAUCAACAUCCUGCACCGCUACUACAAGUCACCCAUGGUAGGGGGGUGGUGCUGGGGGGGGGGGGGGGGCUGCCCCAUAACCCUGUGGGUUGGGAGGGUGAGGGGGGGGCCCCGUUGGAUGAACCUGGGGGUUCCUCGUGGUGCUCAGGUGCAGAUCUACGAGCUGGAGGAGCACAAAAUUGAGACGUGGAGAGAGGUGUACCUGCAGGAUUCCUUCAAGCCGCUGGUCUGCAUCUCCCCCAAUGCCAGCCUCUUUGACGCCGUCUCCUCCCUGAUCCGGAACAAAAUCCACCGCCUCCCCGUCAUCGACCCCGACUCGGGCAACACUCUCUACAUCCUCACCCACAAACGCAUCCUCAAGUUCCUCAAACUCUUUAUUGCAGAGGUCCCGAAGCCCGACUUUAUGGCCCGCACUCUGGAGGAGCUGCAGAUCGGUACCUACAGCAACAUCGCCGUGGUGAGCGCCAGCACCCCCAUCUACGUGGCUCUGGGCAUCUUUGUGCAGCACCGCGUUUCUGCUCUGCCUGUGGUCGAUGAUUCAGGGCGGGUGGUGGACAUCUACUCCAAGUUCGAUGUGAUUAAUUUGGCUGCCGAGAAGACCUACAACAACCUGGACGUGACGGUGACGCGGGCGCUGCAGCACCGCUCCCAUUACUUCGAGGGCGUCCUCAAGUGCUACAAACACGAGACGUUGGAAGCCAUCAUCAACCGCCUGGUGGAGGCCGAGGUGCACCGUUUGGUGGUGGUGGAUGAGAGCGACGUGGUGAAAGGCAUCGUCUCCCUCUCCGACAUCCUCCAAGCCCUGGUUCUCCCCGAGGGCUCUGAGCCCUGAGCGGUGCUGUGGGGGGGGGGCUCAGCCCAGCCCGGUGCCCCCCGCCCUCCCCUCCUCCCCCAGGGGGGUCGCACACACCAGCAGCAGCAGCAAUAAACCGGCUGUGGGGUGGGGGCGGCUUCUACCUCCCCCCCCCCCCCCCACCGGGUGCUUGGGCAGCCCCCAACCCCUCAGUGUGCUCCUAUGGGGCGACUGAUCCUGGCUGGGGGGGGGGCUGGGGGGGGCCGCAUGGGCUGGGGGCGUCCCGGCCCCACAUAGCUUUAUUUUUCCCCCACUCUGCUCCCCCCUCACUGCCACCGCUUUGUGUGCGGAGAGAAAUGGCAAAUAAACACAGACCUGGCACCAA
Messenger RNA from Tympanuchus pallidicinctus (lesser prairie-chicken), 1526 nucleotides. RefSeq names its product protein kinase AMP-activated non-catalytic subunit gamma 1 (gene PRKAG1). The coding region runs from base 74 to 1180 and encodes 368 amino acids. The transcript has 11 exons. Lineage: Eukaryota; Metazoa; Chordata; Aves; Galliformes; Phasianidae. The record is from RefSeq and is a predicted model, not a curated record.